Messenger RNA from Solanum stenotomum, 1033 nucleotides. RefSeq lists its product as uncharacterized. The record is from RefSeq and is a predicted model, not a curated record. NCBI's taxonomy places the organism in Eukaryota, Viridiplantae, Streptophyta, Magnoliopsida, Solanales, Solanaceae. The transcript has 8 exons. The coding region runs from base 24 to 866 and encodes 280 amino acids.
UCUAAGAUUUUAUUGAUGAAAAAAUGGCAUCAGCACAAGCACACCUUGACAAGGCGGAAAAUCGUAAAUUUUUUCAAAAUCUAUGGCGCACAGAUCUCAUGGGCACCCUUAAAGCCGAUCCACCAUUUUGGUGUUUUGCGCUGUGGUGUGGACCAUGUUCAUCGUAUGUGCUAAGGAAACGAGCUUUAUAUGGCGAUAUGACAAGGUAUAAGUGCUGCGCUGGUUAUAUGCCUUGCAGUGGUAAAUGUGGAGAAAGUCGUUGCCCUGAAUUUUGCCUUGUAACUGAGGUUUGUUGUUGCUUUGGAAAUUCAGUGAGCUCAACUCGCUUCCUGUUGCAAGAUGAAUUCAACAUCAGAACAACAAAAUGUGAUAAUUGCAUUAUCGGUUUCAUGAUAGUACUCGGACAACUUGCUUGCCUAUGUAGAAUCGCGGCUUGUCUUACUGGAGAUGAAGGACUUGAGGAUGCUGCUCAUAUUUUGACAUGUCUCUCUGACAUGGUCUACUAUUCGGUCUGUGCCUGUAUGCAGACACAACACAAAGUUGAAUUGGACAAAAGAGAUGGCAAGUUUGGUGAUCCUUCACCAAUGUCAAUACCACCCAUUCAGCAGAUGUCGCGGAUUGAUCAGCCUUAUGGGCCAACAGUUGGAUAUCCUCCGGCCUAUGGGGCACCUUACGGUCAACCACAACCUCCUCAUCAAGGUUAUCCAGCAUCAGCACCAGCUCAAGCUCCUGGCUUCCCACCGCCCUCAGCCUCAGGCUAUCCUCCUCCUGGUCCCGGAGCUUAUCCACCACCCUCGGCCUCAGCUUAUCCUCCUCCUGGUCCCGGACCUUAUCCACCACAACAACAACCUGGUUACUGGAGGUGAUGAUUUUGAAGAUUUGUUAAUGUCGUUUCACAUUAAUGAAGCGCGAAAUGAGUUGUUUCUAUGACCACAAAUUGAAUAGCAACCAUAUUUUUUUGCUUGUCCUGAGAUCUAUGUAGAUUUCUUUGUCUCAUGAAAAUAUAUAGUAGCCUUUUUGUGAUUAUUAACAG